Messenger RNA from Carassius carassius (crucian carp), 1200 nucleotides. Its product is annotated as acidic mammalian chitinase-like. The record is from RefSeq and is a predicted model, not a curated record. Gene Ontology annotation, molecular function: chitinase activity; chitin binding. Gene Ontology annotation, biological process: carbohydrate metabolic process; chitin catabolic process. The transcript is spliced from 8 exons. Lineage: Eukaryota; Metazoa; Chordata; Actinopteri; Cypriniformes; Cyprinidae. The coding region runs from base 1 to 1116 and encodes 371 amino acids. Gene Ontology annotation, cellular component: extracellular region.
AUGAAGAAGAAACUCAAAGCAGCAGGGGAGAAUGAAAGAGCUUGUUGGCCUUGGAGUGUUUUAUAUGUUAUAAAUUGUAACAUUCUGUUUUAUCUUUCAGGUUUUUCCCUGGCAUUGUGUCACUUCGGAUGGGCCUCCGAACUGGUUUGCUACUUCACAAACUGGUCUCAGUACAGACCUGAUGUUGGCAAGUACAUGCCAGAAAAUGUGGAUCCACAUCUGUGCACUCAUUUAAUUUAUGCCUUUUCCAUUAUUAAUUCGACAAAUGAGUUGAUCACUUCUGAAUCUAAUGAUGAAACUCUGUACAAAUCUUUCAAUGGACUAAAGGAAAAGUAUGAGCUCUUGGAAGCAUAUGAGGCAGAGAAUGCUGCCACUGGACGUCCCAGACUCAUGCUCACUGCUCUAGUGGCUGCUCAGAAAGGAACCAUUGAUGCUGGUUAUGAAAUUGCAGAAAUUGCCAAGUAUUUGGACUUCAUUAAUGUGAUGACCUAUGACUUCCACGGCUCAUGGGAAAAUGUCACUGGGCACAACAGUCCUCUGUACCUUGGCUCUGGAUACACAGGAGAGAACAUCUAUAAUACUGAUUUUGCAAUGAAAUACUGGAGAGAUGAGGGCGCUCCUGUGGAGAAGCUGAGGAUGGGCUUUGCUACAUAUGGAAGAACAUUUCGCCUGUCUUCACUUUCUGGACCCAGUGGAGCUGGAGCUUCAGCUAAUGGUUCUGGAUCAGCUGGAAAAUACACCAGAGAGGCCGGAUUCUGGUCCUAUUAUGAGGUCUGUACUUUCCUUCAAGGAACCUCUGUGAAAUGGAUUGAGGAUCAGAAAUUUCCUUAUGCAACAAAAGGAUAUGAAUGGGUGGGAUUCGACAACAAGGAAAGCUUUGAGACUAAGGUGAACUACCUAAAGGAGGAAAAGUUUGGAGGAGCUUUCGUCUGGGCUCUGGAUCUUGAUGACUUUACAGGACAGUUCUGUGAUCAGGGCAAAUACCCUCUCAUUGGACAUCUCAGCACACUUCUUAAUAGAGGUACAUCUCAUAUCUUAAUCAAGGGCAUUAUUGUCACAGAAGGGGAAAAAAAUCAUGCUUUGGUAAAUCAAAAUUAUGACAUGAACAGACUUUAAAAAACUUGCUUUAUAAUUAUGAGACAAGAAUUAGAAAUGAUGAGAUGCUUAAUUAUAAUUAUGAGACAAAAAGUAGGAACUGAG